GAGAGAGACAGUGGGAGGCGUCCAGUGCUCUUUAAAAACUCUAAACUAUUUGGUAUUUGGGUGGAUGGUAACACAGAGACCUCAACUGUGCAUGGACAUCUCCAAGCGUAAAGCUCCUCGUCGUUUCAGCAAGGAAACAUAACAGUUCCCGCAUCACCAGGAGGAUGGCUUACUUCGACAGCAGCUGCCACUGCAGCAGUGAAAGACGACAGAACAGCAUCUUGUACAGCAUUUUAAAGAACGACAGUCAGUCUGCGCAACUUGGGAUCCAGCCGAGGACACCGAGACUCGCCGUGUCCAUGCGCGCUUGUGCGUGCGGAUCCAAGAGGAAGGUGUCUCUCCGUUCCCCUCAAACCACAUGCAAAGCCGCCUCCGCGGUCCUGGUCAAGACCCUGAAGUUCGUGAAGAACGUCCCGUGUUUCCGAGAGCUGCCUGUGGAUGACCAGCACACGCUGGUGCGGAGCAGCUGGGCACCGCUGCUGGUGCUCGGCAUGGCGCAGGACAGGAUCGACUUCGAGACUUCGGAGACGCAGGAGCCCAGCAUGUUGCAGCGGAUUUUAACGAGCGGACAGGACAAGCAGGACAACCAAAGUAAUAACAGUGGAGUGGCGUUGACCGACGUUCAGGGUAUUAAAAUGUUUCUGAGGAAAUGCUGGGGACUGGACAUAAGCACUAAGGAGUACGCAUACUUGAAAGGGGCUAUUCUGUUCAACCCAGAUGUUGUAGGGCUGCAAUGUCAACAUUACAUCCAGGCCCUGCAGAGCGAGGCGAACCAGGCACUUAAUGAAUAUGUCAAAAUGAUUCACCGCGGGGACAGUGCAAGAUUCGCCAAACUCUUCCUCGCUCUCUCCAUGCUGAGAUCCAUCAACGCCAAAGUGGUGGCUGGUCUCUUCUUCAAACCGGUCAUUGGAGCAGUCAACAUGGAGGAACUUCUUCUGGAGAUGUUUUAUGGAAAAUAAACUCUAAUUCAAAAACCAGGACUGAAUUAUCAAAGUUGGAAAGAAUGGCAGUCGGCAGUGGACGGACAGAUAUUGAAAAUGACUGAUUCCUUUUUACACAUGCUAUUUUUGUACAAUAUAUGAGAGCUCUCUUUUUGCCUUCUGAGUUGAACUCAUCGCUGAAUCCAAAGUUGAUGACAACGUUUUUCCCAUUUGGGGAAAGAGCUUUAUAACUUUGUUCUGAUUGUUUGUUUUUUUGUUUUUGUUUACUUGCUUUUAUGUGAUGUUGUGCCGCCUUAUUCUGGUUGACACUUUAUAAUAACUUUCAUUAGGAAAUCAUUAACAAGCAUUCAUUUGUAUAUGCAUGGCAUUUAAUAUAUAUUUUAAAAUGUAAUUAUAUUU
Rhinichthys klamathensis goyatoka is the source of this 1340-nucleotide messenger RNA. It is a transcript of the gene nr0b1, whose product is annotated as nuclear receptor subfamily 0, group B, member 1. The record is from RefSeq and is a predicted model, not a curated record. Gene Ontology annotation, cellular component: nucleus; cytoplasm. Gene Ontology annotation, biological process: negative regulation of transcription by RNA polymerase II. The transcript is spliced from 2 exons. Bases 165 to 959 code for a protein of 264 amino acids. Lineage: Eukaryota; Metazoa; Chordata; Actinopteri; Cypriniformes; Leuciscidae. Gene Ontology annotation, molecular function: transcription corepressor activity; transcription factor binding.